AGCAUGAGCGAAAUUUGGAGACACCCUUUGAUUAGAAAGUACGAGAAGCGCUACCAAGGGGCAGUGAACUAUCAUAUCGGCCCUGCUCCGCCGAUUAUGCCUGAAGACUGUGGCCCGCCAAUCAACAGCAAGGAAGACGUCGACAUCGACCUUCUGAGGAAUCUCCAGACACUAUGGCAUGAUGCUACUCCAGAAGCAAUACUGAAGAGAAUCUUAGACCCUACUCCAAGCCACCAACGCCUGUUUUACAAUGCUUUGGUGAAAUUCAGAAAUGAACAUCGCCGGACUCGACGUGCGAAGGGCAGCUCAGCGAAGUGGUCUCAGUUCCCACCCGUGAGAGAGACAGGAAUAAGAACAAAGUAUAAUGAAGAGCCGAAGUCUUGUGCUACGGUGCGGAGCUACGACCCGUUCAGGUCGCCACAAGGCAAAUACCCCCCGAGAGAAGCGAAGUGUGCGAAGAUUACAGUCUACCGCAAUGGACUUAUUGUCGAUGUUGAUAAGACCGUGAAAGAGCCUUCAGAAACAGCUCCCCAACCGAGGCCAACUGCAAAAAACGACACGGAUAACGAGGUGCCCGAAUGCCCGCCAAGCUCACCUUUCGUGGUCAUGCGUGACAAGCGCAUGAAGGUCAAUUCUGUCAAAUCAUUCCAUUCAAAAACAUCGUUAUCGGGUUCUCGUCGGGCUUUAUAUGUCGCAUCAACCCCUCGUUCUGCCAGCUACAAACGCAAUGUAUCCUUCCACCACAAAAGAAACCGCUCGCAAGGCUCAGUAUCCGCCAGAGCGAGGCCACCCCGGCCGAAAGUCCGCAACAUAAGGCUUGAUGCAAGUGAAAGCACUGUAGUGUCUGAAUUUGACGAUGAUCCAUUUUCUGACGCACAAGAGAGCCCAUCGUUGCCCGCUCAGCCUACAGUUGUGCGGGGAGCUGGUGUUACAAUCAGGAAUUGUCCUCAGAUGAAGAAGGUGCGAAACAGUGAUAUCAUUUGGAAGGAUGAUGCGCGAAAAGUGUCCUAUGAACUUAGUCAAAUAUGCGAGGAGGCCUUCAACGGCAGCUCACUGUCCACGAACUGCACCGCCAGCACAUGCAUUGGCUCCGAGACGCCUGCGACAUCCGUGUCGAUCGCCAGUCCUGAGGUAUCUCAUCAACAGCUUGCCUCCAAAGGACACUCAGCCAUACGCACAGCACCUCCAGCCGCAUCGUCGCCUCGGUCAUACACAGCUGCAGAGCUUACUGAAACCCGUCGUAAGCUGAUCCAACAUUCGUCUAGAGACGACUCAGGAAACAUCCCCGGCUACUUGAAGCCGAUCAUAGCACACCUAGAUCGCCUGAUCGAGCAGGACGAAACGAAAAAACAAGAGAGGCGGGAUCAUCCCCAAUCUUAUGCCAGUGCGAAGAGUGAGCAAUUCGUCCGGCCUUCAAGCGAAACCCCGCAGCCACCAGAAGCACAGAAAAACCCGGAUAAUGCGCCGGAGCGUCAAAGCAAUGCUGGCUACAAAGCAGGAGACCAGGGGACAGCCUUGCAGUCUACUCCUCGGAAGCAUCCUGGCCGCUCCAACCGUGAUGGAAAGAGAACUGUACGCAUGGUGCCUCAUAGUUCCCUGCAGUCGAUGGAACCGACCAGGGACUUGAACAUUCGAAAGAAACGCAGUUCUAUCCCCGAAGACAUUCCAGAGACACUAGACUUGUGUACACCGGAAGUUGAGAACGACCAGGCUGCAGCAUCUACACGCAAGUUCGCUUCCCUUAAUCCCGGCCAAAGUCGGGGCCCUUGCGAACUGGACCCUAUUGAAGAAACGCCAGGAUCACCCCGACGUAGCGGCACUCGUUCUUCAGACAACAAGAAAUGGUCGUGGUUCCAGAAUAAACAUCAGCUGGCAGGGGAGCACACUACAAGAGACUGUUCGGACAUCCCACAAAUCCAACCAAGUUCAGCGACUGUGAUCAGACACCACCAAGAUGACUCGAGAGGGGCGAAAGCCAGGACCCAGCGAGAAAGCCAGUCGAGUGGAAAGGCAUCUCGGACAAAGCCCAAGGGCGGGUUCUUCAGGAGACUAAUACAUAGACGAGCAAGCAAGGAUGCUCAGAACCAUGAUACAGGAUUCGACGUGACAGACACGAACGUCUUGCUUCACCACAAUCCCGAGACUGCCAACACAACAGACACUGAAUAUGACGGCAAACCUCUUCCACCUCCCCCACGCGGUGGGGGGAAGAGCCAGAACUGGUUUGCUCGCGUAUUCCAACUCAAGCCUGCUACUCGAGUAAUAGCACUCAACACAUCAACUACCAAAGCUCGGAAAUACAUCCAUAAGACCAUGCGUGAGUGGAAGAAAUGGGGUAUGGAGGAUGUUUAUCUUGAUAAGGAUAAACGGGUUAUCUACGGAAGCGUGGGUGAAGUCAAUCGUAGGCAGGAGAACCUCAGCCUUGUCCGCUUCAAGCAAGAGCGCGGAGCAGCAUCGUCCUUCCACAAGGUGGUCGACACUCUCUACCUCCUCAUGAAGGGCCAGCACAUGCUCAUGGAAGAUCCGGCACGAGCAAAAGAGAUGGUUCGAAUUCUGGACGACUACCCGAACCCUUGA
Molecule: messenger RNA, 2577 nt
Organism: Aspergillus niger
Lineage: Eukaryota; Fungi; Ascomycota; Eurotiomycetes; Eurotiales; Aspergillaceae
Exons: 5
Source: RefSeq, a predicted model, not a curated record